This is a messenger RNA of Cheilinus undulatus (humphead wrasse), 3326 nucleotides long. RefSeq names its product forkhead box P1b (gene foxp1b). NCBI's taxonomy places the organism in Eukaryota, Metazoa, Chordata, Actinopteri, Labriformes, Labridae. Gene Ontology annotation, molecular function: RNA polymerase II cis-regulatory region sequence-specific DNA binding; DNA-binding transcription repressor activity, RNA polymerase II-specific. Gene Ontology annotation, biological process: regulation of transcription by RNA polymerase II. Gene Ontology annotation, cellular component: nucleus. The transcript has 19 exons. The coding region runs from base 349 to 2415 and encodes 688 amino acids. The record is from RefSeq and is a predicted model, not a curated record.
GGAUAUGACGUAACGGAAUUGGAACAUCAAAACAACAACAUCCAAAUCAGCGAUUCUUCCCUUUUUCUUCUUUCCUUGGUGUGUUAAAAAACUAAUAACACUAAGAAAGGAGCUCUGCUUUUCCCACGAGGCACACUGUGAGGCAGCGAGUGCGAAAAUCUACAAUUUGCUUUGUCUUGACGCCUCGAGCAACCGAUGGCCCUGCCCUCAAGACUGAGCUGACUUCUGAUUUGAAGAACUGAUUGCCCCCCUGUCCUGCAACACUAAGGGUCAGGCGGCUGUUUGACCACCGCUGGAGCUAAAGAUUGCUUAGAAUAAGCAAACCCAUAGCAAAAGGUUUUCCAAGUCAUGAUGCAAGGAUCUGGGGCCGAUGUGACAAGCAAUAAAACAGCAGAUGAAAAUUCCCUUGUGAGUGUGGAGGGCAGUCCCAAGGAUGGACACCCUAAGAGUACCACGCCGUCAGCAGAAUUGACCCCAUCUGACUUCCUGCAUCUUCAGCAGCACCAGGCUCUUGAAGUGGCUCGGCAGAUACUGCUCCAACAUCAACAGCAGCAGCCACAACAGCAGCCCCAGUCCCAGCAACUGCAGUCACAACAAAACACUGGCUGCAAAUCCCCCAAAGCCAACAACACGCAGCAGUGCCUGCAGGUCCCACUGUCAGUGGCUAUGAUGACACCUCAAGUGAUAACUCCACAGCAGAUGCAGCAGAUCCUCCAGCAGCAAGUCCUGAGCCCUCAGCAGCUCCAGGUUCUCCUUCAGCAGCAGCAGGCCCUCAUGUUACAGCAGCAGCAACUCCAAGAAUUCUACAAAAAGCAGCAAGAACAGCUCCAUCUCCAGCUUCUACAGCAGCAGCAGCAGCAGCAUGCAGGCAGCAAGCCGAGUAAAGAGGUGUCAGCACAGCAGUUGGCCUUCCAGCAGCAGCUAUUGCAGGUCCAGCAGGUACAGCAGCAGCAUCUGCUCAACCUUCAGAGGCAAGGGCUUCUCACAAUCCAGCCCGGACAGACCGGCCUGCCAUUGCACUCGGUGACUCAGGGCAUGAUUCCAGCAGAGCUGCAGCAACUGUGGAAGGAGGUGACAAAUGCUCAUGUGAAGGAGGAACACAACAACAGCAGCAACAAUGGCCAGCGGGGCCUUGACUUGUCAUCCCCGGCACCGCCAAAGAACACACAACUCAACCAGCAUGCCUCCACAAACGGGCAGUACAUGGCCUCCACAAACGGCCAGUAUGUGAGUCAUAAGAGAGAAGGAUCCACACCAGAAGAGCUGCCCCCCCACAGUCACCCUCUCUAUGGUCAUGGUGUUUGCAAGUGGCCUGGAUGUGAAGCUAUAUUUGACGAUUUCCAGUCAUUCCUCAAACAUCUUAACAAUGAACAUGCCCUGGAUGACAGGAGCACGGCCCAGUGUCGGGUGCAAAUGCAGGUCGUACAACAGCUGGAGCUGCAGCUAGCGAAAGACAAAGAGCGUCUGCAAGCAAUGAUGACACACCUCCAUGUCAAGUCCACAGAACCAAAAGCCACUCCACAGCCGCUCAACCUCGUGUCAAACGUCAAACUGUCCAAAUUAGCCCCUGAAGCCUCUCCUCCUCUUAGCUUGCCCCAGACCCCCACCACACCCACAGCACCCCUAACGCCGCUGUCCCAAACCCAUUCAGUCAUCACCGCCAACAGCAUCCACAGUGCAGCUCCCAUGAGACGGCGCUACUCGGAAAAGUACAACAUGCCCAUCUCUCCAGAUAUCAGUCAGAACAAAGAGUUUUACAUGAAUGCAGACGUCAGACCACCGUUUACAUACGCCUCUCUAAUACGACAGGCAAUCCUUGAAUCUCCAGAGAAGCAGCUAACACUAAAUGAAAUCUACAACUGGUUCACACGAAUGUUUGCAUAUUUCAGGCGCAAUGCAGCGACGUGGAAGAAUGCAGUCCGGCAUAAUCUUAGUCUUCACAAGUGUUUUGUGCGAGUAGAAAACGUAAAAGGGGCUGUGUGGACAGUCGACGAAAUUGAGUUCCAAAAGAGAAGGCCUCAAAAGAUAAGUGGAAGUUCAGCCUUAGUGAAGAACAUUCAGACCGGCCUGGGCUAUGGUCCAACCCUUUCUGCUGCCUUCCAGGCUUCAAUGGCAGAAAACAACAUACCUCUAUACACUACUGCUUCCAUUGGAAGUCCCACCCUCAUCUCCCUGGCCAACGCCAUCCGUGAGGAGAUGAAUGGAGCAAUGGACCAUGGAAACAGCAACGACAGUGACAGUUGCCCGGGACGCUCUCCCCUGCCAGCUAUGCAUCACACCAGCGUUAAGGAGGAGCCACUGGACCCCGAAGACCACGAAGGACCCCUCUCCCUGGUAACGACUGCCAAUCACAGUCCAGAUUUCGAUCACCACAGAGAUUACGAUGACGACCAGGGCCAAGAUGACAUGCUGUAAAACUCGUGCCGCCCCCUCCCUGGCUUUAGAGGCAGAGGCAGUCUGGGUCAUGUGGGAGACUGAAGCCCUCUAAAACACUGACUUGCAGUCUCAGCCACUGUUGACAGCUCUAAAAUGUCUCCAAGUCAACUUUUUAGUGCCAUUACAAUACAAAGAGAAAACAUACAAAAACACAGAAUACUCCCUACAUGAGUUUUUUUUAUGCAGAUAACUUUUUACUUUGAUUUCACGUUACGCCUACAAGUGAAAAGCUUUAUUUCUUAUCAUGUGGUGGUUACACUUGUUUGGUACAGGGGGUGACGCGUUACGUGGUGGGAGACCCUCAUUGUGCAGCCAGAGAAGACUGUAUUCAUUGGACUGCAGGAGGGAUAUUGUCUCUACCACCCCCCACCCACCCACAAACACAUCUGACCACAAACUCAAGAGAAAUGACUGACGUUUAAUUUACACGCCCUGCAUGUUCUGUGUAUGUGUGUGAGGACUAGUGUGGACUUCUGUUAAUUGCCACUGCCUUCAACACUUUCAUCGGUUAUGCUUUUUAUACUUUGGGAUGGAUGCUGUUUUUAUUUGGGUGUAUAUUUUGUUGGGAAUGAGAGUUUUUAAGCAUCAACAAAAUGUAUCUUUUACUUUCAAUGCUGUUAAUUGUGGUAUUUUUUUCUUUUGAACUGAUCAGACCUCAUGCCUAAGCUGUGGAGAUUCUGUAUGGUCAGCACUUGAUGAUGAAUGUUUAUGAUUUCCUUUCAUGUAUUUCUUUCAAACGCAUACAUGAAGCCGAAUGUCUGAUACCAAGUAGUAUUUUUCUGUCAUUUAUUCCAAAGUCUUUGAAAAAAAAAAAAGUCAGGAGUCUGAUGUGUAGCCCACCCUUCUUCCCUUUUACGCCCCCCCGCUCAUGAUGUCCAUUGGUAAUGCAC